Rhincodon typus (whale shark) is the source of this 5964-nucleotide messenger RNA. Its product is annotated as ETS domain-containing protein Elk-1-like. NCBI's taxonomy places the organism in Eukaryota, Metazoa, Chordata, Chondrichthyes, Orectolobiformes, Rhincodontidae. The record is from RefSeq and is a predicted model, not a curated record. The transcript has 4 exons. Bases 1 to 1014 code for a protein of 337 amino acids.
AUGCCAACUUCACACUGUAAUAAGUCACUAUUGUUAGCUGUACUUUCACAGCUAUCUGUUCUGUCAGGUAACCGGGAAGAAAAGAACAUUAUUAAGAAGGUGAAUGGGCAGAAGUUUGUUUAUAAGUUUGUGUCUAUGCCAGACAACCUGUCGAUGGAGCCAGAGAAGUGCGAUGCCUCAGACAGUGAGUGGGCAAUAAGUAGGCCAAAGGAUGAUAACCUUUCUUUGCAGAGGCAGCUGAAGCCCACCACCAGGGUUUCGUCUCGGAAUGAAUACAUGCGCUCCGGUCUCUACUCGACCUUCACCAUCCAGUCGCUGCAAAGCAACAACCACCGAUCCCGGGAUCAGGCCAACGACUCCCCUCCUGGAACCUUGGAGCUGCCAAACCUCGAAGGGAAAGUCCAGGUUCUCGAGAGGCCCCCUGAGGAGCCUGAGGUUCAACUCCAAGGCGAGGAGCAACAGCUGCAAGAUGGAGGUGAGCUCUCCAUGGAAACAGGCAGAGAUUCUCCCUCCCAGGGAGAUUUCAAGGUGAAGGAAGAGGCGAUUGAAGAGUUGGAAUGUGACGUCCUUGAUACCAAACCUGCUGAUGAUGACUUACCUCAGGUGCCCAGCCCAAGUCAGGUGAAGGUGGAAAACAUUUGUAACCAUCAGCCACCAAAAACCAAGAAACCAAAGGAUCUUGAGCUGCCAGCGACGCUACUCACUGCCCAGAACAGUCCCCCUCCAGAUAAAAGCAACCCUGGUGUUGUGAAUACAGUGGUGUUUCCUACCUCCAGUGCGGUCACUCCAUCACUGAUUACCCAGCACGUUCAGACCCCAAUAAUACUGACACCGAAUGCUUUACCAUCUGCCAUUCACUUCUGGAGCACUCUUAGCCCAAUAGCACCGAUGAGCCCAGCCAAACUCUCAUUUCAGUUUCCUUCAGCGGGGAACACACAGAUCCACAUUCCCGUAGCCUCCAUGGAUGGAUUAUCUACACCAGUACUUUCGUCAUCAGCACUGCAGAAACCCUGAACCAUGCACAGACAGAAAGCAAUGAAGUAUUCCCAAGUGUCGACCGUAGGUGGACUGGAUGUAUUCUAUUCAAAGCAGCCUCGAGGGCAAUGAGUUGUCAGGAUGGAUUGUACAGACUCUGCUGACCAGACCCAAUUCCUUUUCAGAACAAAUCUCUUCACUCAGGACUGAUUGAUAGUGGUAGACCGAUGAGUGACCCAUCUCAUUGUCAAGAGAUGUUGUUGGUGCAGGGUGGGGGUGCCGGGAGAUUGGGGUACAUGCUCGGCAACUAAUCUUCUUGUAACAUGCUCAAAGGCCUGGGUUAUGUGCACAAUCCCGCUCACGCCUCACCUGGUGUGGGCACCACUGUGAUGUGUGCUGCCAAAACAGUGUUUCACAAUGUGAAGGUGGCCAUUCGAUUCUCAGCUGGCAUGUGUGCGUCUCAGCAUCAGCCUCUGAUCACGCACACACAUACACUCAUUAUCAGAAACUAGCCGUUCUUAAAAAAAUUGCAUUUUCCAGGAUGUGAGAAACGGCGCAACUUUUAGAAAAUUAGCCAAGGACUCAAAGGGGGCAUUAUAAUAAUGGAGAGUUUGGAAUGUUGCUUUAAAUCUCCAGAUGAUUGUUGAAGCAGAGUCAAAAUUAAUGAAAGGGUAAUUGGGCAGAUGCACGUAAAAGAGAAAUAUUGUUGCCAUGUCAGGUGAACAGGACGAUGGGAUGAGGCUGGUGGGAAAAGUGACACAGGAGUGGAUUUAAUAGGUUGAAUGACCUGCCGCAGAGUGGUGACACUCUAAGGUUGUCAAUGAGAGUACUCCAGUUUUCCAAUGCAUUCUUGCUGCUUAUAGAACAAGUGAUGUUGUUGGUCACCAGUUGUGGAAGAGGAAUCUGUUUUUUGUUGCGGAGGCACACCAUUAGUUGACAUCACCAGGUUUGGUGGUUAUGUGAACAAGUGCAUAAAACAAGAGCCAAGGAUUCAAAAACCCAUUUGCUCCAACAAACCCUGACCCUUCACUCAAUGAAAUUAUCCCCUUAGUAUUCGGCUACAAGGGAUGUCCCCAGUGUCUAUGGUUCCAUUAUCUUAUUUAGACAAUGAUAACCUAGAUAAUUACUCAUUUGAGUAAAUAUAAAAUUUAUGCCCUCUUUGCCUUAUUAGUCAUUUACUUUGACUUGUCAUUCCAUACUCAUUGUAUAAUGCAUUUUGGUAUUUUGGACUUCGCUAGCUCGGUUGGCUGGACAGCUGGUGAGUGAUGCCAACAGCAUGGUUUUGAUUCCUGCACCAACUGAAGCUACUGUGAAGAUCCUGUCUUCUCAAAUUUGUAUCUCACCUGGGACUCUCAGAUUAAAUUCAUCACCAACUGUCCCUCUCGAAUGAGAGAGUGGUCCUCCAGGAAUGUGAUGAUUGCUACCAAUUGAUACUUUUUAGAUGCUGUCAUCAAGGAAAUCCAUUCCACCCUCUUAACAUCUAGACUGUAGAGAGACAAUUUUAACCCUACAGUGAAAAUUAUCCUUGGGACUAAACAAUGCUGAUUCAGCUCUUCUGUGCAGCCAUCCUUGGUGAGCCCUCCAAUUAUUGCCCAACUCUAAUUUUCCUCUUUAUUCUAUUAUGGGAUGUUGGCAUUGUUGGCAAAGCCAGCAUUGAAGGCCUGUCUCAAUUUACCUACGAGUUGAAUGGCAUGUUAGAGGCAUUUCAGGGAGCAGCUAAGAGUCAACCACUUCGCUAUGGGAAGAAGUCACAUAAAGACCAGACCUGGUAAAAUUUCCUGAAAGGCCAUUUGUGAACCAGAAUGAGCUAUUAAUGAUAGUUUCAUGGUCAUGAUUACUGAGAUUAUAAUACCAGAUUUAUCAACUGGAUUUAAAUUCCAUCAAUUGCCUGGUGGGUUGACUUUAGCUCUAACAAGUACAUCCUACUUCUUCUAGGUUCAAGGACAAUUAGGGAUGGGUAACAAAUACUGACCUUAUAAGUGACCUUUCUAAAUCCCCUGGAAGAAUCUAAACAAGCACUAGUGAGAUCUUCCAGCAGCAAGCAAGGAGGAUGAAAUGGCAUUUUAACAAAAAUUCUUGUUUCUUUGUGAACCUGAAAGCAAGAGGGAGUGGUGAUUUAAUCAGGUGUAAGAUGAACAUUAGGCUUGUGUGAAGGUCCUGAGAUGUGACAGCUUGAUUAUAUGCAGUAGUGGAGGUUAGCACAUGAGAAUUUAAUGACUUUGCUUCAAAGUUAUUCCAGAAAAACCCAAUUUUCAAAUCCACGACUGGAGCUAGAUCUUUGCGGUCCAUGAGGAUAAAAAGAGAUGGUUAAGGGCUGGUGAACAUGACAGCUAUCAAUUGUUGUAAAUUCCCAUCUGGUUCACUGGAGUCCUUUAGGGAAGGAAAUCUGCCACAUUUACCUGGACUGGCCUACACAUGACUCCAGACUCAGCAAUGUGGCUGACUCUUGUUUGCCCUCUGCAAUGACUGAAGCAAACCAUUAAGAUAGAAAGGCAUUUGGCGAUGGGCAACAAAUGCUAGCUUGCUGUGACAUGCACAUCCUGUAAAAAAAAAGAAAAAAAGGCUCAAAUUUAACUAAUUGAAUGGCGGACCAGGCUUGAGGGGCUGAAUGGCCACCUUCUCCCCUUAUAUUUCGCACUCUUGUGAAAAGAGAUGCGUAGACUGACCUUCUCCUGCCACUUCAGUGGGAGAUUUCCACAUUUGAAGAAAGGCACCGGCUUUAUUACUUUUCCUGGCCUUGUGCAACACCCCACUGCCCACCCUGACACAUACCCCCACAGGCCCACUGUGCCCCCAGGGGAGGAUUGCAAAGGCUCAAGGACUUUUUCCGGCCCAAACCUUCAUUUAAAUCUUGUCAGCUGGCAGGCUGGAUUGAGUUUGCUAGAUUCAGGCUUGAAAGGUUUUUGCCAAGUCGAAAAGGUGCUCUGCUGCCUAGCCACAAGGGUGCAGGGUGUCAGGAGUGUGUGGUUUUGGAUAGCUGAAGACGGGGGUAGCAACGACUUUUUAUGCUUUUGUUCCCUGUGAACUCAGUAGGGAGCACUCCAACUCUGUAAACGUAAUUUUAACUGUACCCGUUUCGAAGGGUGUCUACUGCUGUGCCAUCAGCAAGACUGGUCAAGAGUGUGCAGGGCAUUGCUCAGUUGUGUCCUGAAUGGCACUGUGGGCAACAGCAUCCUGAGUUGCACAUUAAAAGUGUCCACUGCCUGUACUCCAGCUUGUCUUUCUCUACCUUCUGUGCUGACCUCCGAGGUAGAGACUCCUGAAACCAGAAGUCCAUGCCACGAAUGUGGUUGGCAUGACAAUCGGCAUGCCCCCAGACUCUGAGAGCAGCAGCAACGUAGUUUAGAGAGAAUGUUGUAUAUUGCCUCAAGGAGGAAAAGGCUUUGGUGUUUAAAGAUGGCUGCAACAAGGAGCAAUCACAAAAUGGUUAUUUCCACCACCACCACCCCCCCCAACCAUACCUCAGUGUGAGCGCAACAUGAGUGAACGCUGCUCUACACUCCAAGAGACUUGGAUCUGGAAUGCACUGCCUGAGAGUGUGGUGGAGGCAGGACCAAUCCAUGGCUUUCAAAGCGGAAGUAGAUAACUAUCUGACGAGAAAGGUAUUGCAGGGCGUUGUGGGGAAAAGUGUGCAUUACGAGGUGAGUUGCGCUUACAGAUUGGGUGCUAGCAGAAUGCAGUGGGCCAAAUGGCAUCCCAUUCACCAUUCUUUGAUCCUGUUGCUAAUUUGGCUACACAAAAAGUGGCCCUCAUCAACUCCUUCUGGGGAACAGUUUCCUUGGCAAGCCAAUCAAGCAAUGGCAGAAAGCUAUUUGUCUGCUUUGAGGUAGAAUUCUUCACAUGAGGAGCUUGGGGAAUGGGGUCUGUGUGUUGGGGAUAGGGGUGGGGGUUGGAUAUUGGACAGUUCUUUGUUCUUCUCCAGGCCAGGCAGUGGUAUCUUGAGUAUCCUCCUGAGCCAGCGAAGGGACCUUCAUUUGAUACAUCAGGGGCAAGUACCUCUAGGAAUGGGAUGCUACCUCGGUCCUGCGCUGUUGUAUCACUCUAAUCUACACACUCAAGAUUGGGUCAAAACCCAAAACCGAAUCUGCUGAGCCUGAGGUGUAGAAUGCUACUGACUGAGCCAGGCUCAUUUUGUAAUUAUCACUACAUUGCAAUCUCACUCAACGAGGUUCCACAGUGACUGGUGUGGAUGACAUUGCAUGGAAGGUUGUCUGUUUGAGGGCGAUAAUGAGGGGGCAUUGAAGAAAGAUUGAAGCAACAGGGAGUGACUGAUGAUAACAUUGGGCUAGGUCUGAAAUUUAAUACUUUCCACUUCCCAGCACUGAUAGUUCUGAUCUCCUUCAAUGUCCGAAUAGGUAGACAAGCUGAAUGGCUUUUUCCUGUUGCUGUAUUUCUGCAAUGCACACAAAUAUCAGAUAUAUUGAACAGUGGAAUUAUAGAAUAUACUGUGUCAUUUCUUAAAUGUUAUAUAUGUCAUGAUAUUGAGUUACUCCACUGCUGUAUAAGUAUAUCUUUCAGAACUCUUGCAGUAUAUUCCAAGUAAAAUAAUUGAUAUGGAAAUAGAUUUAUUUUUUAGAAUGUUGUUUAUGGUUGUGUAAUCAGAGGAGCAAAUCGAUUCUCAUUCAUGAAUUAUGAGCUGUUACAGAGUUCAAUUACAUAUGCGCAUGUCACCAACACUGUUCACCUGGAGACUCGUUCAUGUCGAUUCCUCUGUUAUAGGCUAUUGAGUUGUUUUUCAUGCAGACUUUAAAAAUGUGUUAUGCAUUCGAUAGAAACACGCAUCAGUCCAAUUAAUCAACCACAAUUUAAUUGUCUGGCAAAACACAUUUGAGGGGCUGAAUGGCCUGUUCUUACGUUCCUAUCCAAGUGUUUGAUACCCAGGACCAUUCUUGAGCUCAGGAGACAAACAGCUCACCAAGCUUCAGAGAUAGUAGGAACUGCAGAUGUUGGAGAAUCUGAGAUAACAAGGUGUAGAGCUGGAUGAACACA